Phyllopteryx taeniolatus (common seadragon) is the source of this 2889-nucleotide messenger RNA. Its product is annotated as gastrula zinc finger protein XlCGF57.1-like. Gene Ontology annotation, molecular function: DNA-binding transcription activator activity, RNA polymerase II-specific; RNA polymerase II cis-regulatory region sequence-specific DNA binding. Gene Ontology annotation, cellular component: nucleus. Lineage: Eukaryota; Metazoa; Chordata; Actinopteri; Syngnathiformes; Syngnathidae. Gene Ontology annotation, biological process: regulation of transcription by RNA polymerase II. The transcript is spliced from 2 exons. The record is from RefSeq and is a predicted model, not a curated record. Bases 556 to 2226 code for a protein of 556 amino acids.
ACUCUGUGUCAAACCUGGAGACUAAACGUUUUCCUGCCCAAUUGCACUAAAACAUUUGUGAGAAACCCCUUUUUCCUAUAUGUAGCCAUUUGAAUUUUUAUGAAGUUACCUGAGAGUCAAAUAUAGGGGUGGGGUAUGAUAAUAAUGCUUGAAAAAUUAUUAUAUAAAUUUUUUUUGAUUCAGUCUUUUGACCUUUGGAUGAGAAUUCUUUUAUUUGUUUUUCGUGUUGCACUAUGGUUCUUAUAAAGGUCAUAACAGUCAAAUAUUGUGUUUUCGCUGCUCUCGUUUUUUUGUUUUUUGUUUUGCAGUAAACACGAAACACAUUCUGACCUCAUGCGUCUCUUCUUCCAAUCUCUUUUGGAGUGGUCUUCAAUACCGCCGCAAGAUGGUGGCAGGUAUUUCGUGAAUGCCGUAAAACAACAUCGAAGAACAAAAAGGCGGAAGUUGACGAGGCCUCGACGAUGACAGAAAAAAAAACUGCUAGUUCGUUUACUUUUAUCCGCUAAAAGACAAAAUUGCAAAAAAAAGGGUGACUAGUGGCGGGUUUAAAGAAGUAUGGCGUCAUACAAGGAGCAAUUUUUGCGAAGAGAAGAGAACGAACGACAACAGCAGGACGCCAUUUUCUUGUCUCCCACGGUAUUCAACAUUCAAGAUGUCCAGCAGCUAAUUAUAGGUUGUUCCAGUUCUGAGAAGGAGCAGCACCUUCUUGUUAAAGAGGAAGAGGAGGGUCCACAGCAACCCUACAUCAAAGAGGAAGAGGAGGAGGCUGACGUCAGCAAGUUGCCAAUGACUGUCGUUGUCGUCGUGAAGAGUGAAAAUGACGAAGACGAAGCACCCGAGUUGCCACAGCUUCAUCGUCACAGUCCAAGUGGAGACCACCGCAGAGGACAUCACAACCGCUCGGCUCUUCUCUCACAGAGCAAUGACACGGAUGAUAUGAGCGAUAUAGACUGUGAAGGUGACUUGAAAUGCUCUGAAAAGAAAACAAGUUUGAACAACGAGAACAUUUCUCAAACACGCAGGAGACGUCGCACACGGAAAGAACAUUUUAGCUGCUCAGUUUGUGGUAAAAUGUUUCCUUAUGAGAGUAGUUUGAUUGAACACAUGCAAACUCACACAGGAGAAAAACCCUUUCGCUGCUCAGUUUGUGGUCAAAGUUUUUCUCGAAAAGGUAAUAUGAACGUACACAUGAGAAGUCACACUGGAGAAAAACCUUUCAGUUGCUCAAUUUGUGGUGAUGAGUUUGCUCAGAAGGCCUCUUUGGUGGCACACACAGCGACACACACGGGAGAAAAACCUUUCACUUGCUCCGUUUGUGGGAAAAGCCUUUCUUAUAAGCAUGGUUUGAAAUCACACAUGCUGACGCACAUGGAAGAAAAACCUUUUAGUUGCUCAGUUUGUGGUGACAGUUUUUCUUACAAGCAGAGUUUGAAUUUACACAUGAGACGACACACAGGAGAAAACACUUUCACUUGCUCAGUUUGUGAUAAAUGUUUUUAUGAUGAGCACGGUUUAAAAGUACACACGCAGACACACACAGGAGAAAAAGCCUUUGUCUGUUCCAUUUGUGGUGAGAGUUUUUCUCGAAAAGGAAAUAUGAAUGUACAUAUGAGAAGACACACUGGAGAAAAACCUUUCAGUUGCUCAAUUUGCGGUGAUAAAUUUGCUCAGAAGGUCUCCUUAGUUGCACACACAGCAACGCACACGGGAGACAAACCAUUCACUUGCUCAGUUUGUGGUAAAAGCUUUUCUUAUAAGCACGGUUUGAAAUCACACAUGCAGACACACACGGGAGAAAAACCAUUUAGUUGCUCAGUUUGUGGUGACAGUUUUUCUUAUAAGCACAGUUUGAAUAUACAUAUGAGAAGACACACGGGAGAAAAACCUUUCACAUGCUCAGUCUGUAAAAAAAGCUUUUCGCAUAAGCACGGUUUGACAGCACACAUGUGGACGCACACAGGAGAAAAACCUUUUAGUUGCUCAGUAUGUGGCAAAAGCUUUUAUAAUAAGUAUGACUUGAAUCUACACACAAGAACACACACUGAAGAAAAACCUUUUAGUUGCUCGGUUUGUAGUAAAAGAUUCGCUGUCAAGCAAAACAUGAUUCGACACACGAAAAGACACUCGGGAGAAAAAGCUUUUACUUGCUCACUUUGUGAUAAAAGCUUUUCGAGCAAGUCUGAUUUGAAUAGACAUGUGAACACACACAACAGAAAACCCUUAUAGUUGCUCAAUGAGGUGUUUUUGUCUCGACAAUUGGAGGUGGAAACCUAAACAUCUGUCCUUCAAAAUGUUUGGCGGGGUGCGUAGGCUUGGUGACACUGUGACAGCCACAAUAAACUGUCUCGUAAACUCUGCAAAACUUCAACUUGUUAGGUUUCGGAGUAUACGGAAUCCAUGCUUUGUGCUCUUCUGGUUUUUCGGGGGCGGAGGUGCGGCCCCCUUUCAAGUAGUUCUGUGUUUGUUCUUGUUCCCUCUCGCUAUCGAUAAAAUGAAUGUUUAAAUCAGAUGCUUUAUUUCCUCAUUUCACAUGCACGGACAAACAGGAAUUUACAAAACACCCCAUGAUGUUGUUGUUUGUCAUAUGUAGCCCUUUUUCAAAGAAAACAUGAACAUAAUUGACUAUUUUAAGAAUAAGACUUAUGAUCUGUUCCAGUAUUUUAUAAAUGAAGUUUUCUAUGAGAAGAAUAUGCUUGCCCAGAACUUCAUGAUAUUCCAGAGUCUUUUUUGUCAUAUGCACAGCAAAAACAGUGGUUACAUAAAACAAUGACACCCCUGCUUGGUCAGUUUCCGACACACGGUUUUGAAUAUAUAUUUUUUAAAGUCAAGAAAGGUCAGAUGACGUUGUUUACAUGCAUUCUCAAAAUGAAAUACAAGACUUUUCCGUUA